Macrosteles quadrilineatus (aster leafhopper) is the source of this 6741-nucleotide messenger RNA. RefSeq names its product DNA polymerase theta-like. The transcript has 27 exons. The record is from RefSeq and is a predicted model, not a curated record. Bases 87 to 6719 code for a protein of 2210 amino acids. Gene Ontology annotation, molecular function: DNA-directed DNA polymerase activity; ATP binding; DNA binding. Gene Ontology annotation, biological process: double-strand break repair via alternative nonhomologous end joining; DNA-templated DNA replication. Lineage: Eukaryota; Metazoa; Arthropoda; Insecta; Hemiptera; Cicadellidae.
ACUUGAUGUUCAUUAAAUUACAAUUCUCUACUUAGGCCUAGAGACUUGGACUUCGAUUCAAAAGAGGGGUUUUAAAGCUGAAAGAGAUGGAAGACAAGACUUGUGAUAGGUCUCUUUUGACACAAGAAAAACAAUGCCUAAUAUCAUGGGGUCUACCGACUACAAUUAUUGAGAAAUACUCAAAGAAAGGGAUAGAAAAAAUGUUCCCAUGGCAAGUAGAAUGCCUCCUAUGUGAAGGAGUGUUGUCGGGAAAAAACCUUGUUUACUCAGCUCCAACAUCAGCAGGAAAGACAAUGGUUGCAGAGAUUAUAACCAUUCAGACGGUGUUAGAAAGAAAGAAAAAAGUCAUUUUCAUACUUCCAUUUAUAUCUGUCGUGAGGGAAAAAAUGUUGUACUUUCAAAAUCUGCUCGGGAGCAGUGGUGUGCGAGUGGAAGGCUUCAUGGGUAGCCAUUCUCCUCCUGGAGGUCUGCGGACGGUACAUAUUGCUGUCUGCACCAUCGAGAAAGCUAAUAGCCUUAUCAACAGGCUACUGGAAGAUCAAGGGCUGGAUGCUAUUGGCUGUGUGGUGGUUGACGAACUUCAUCUUCUAGGAGAUCCACACCGCGGCUACCUUCUAGAACUACUGCUUACCAAGAUCAAGUACAUGUGCCGCAAAGACAAGACGCUGAAUAUCCAGGUGGUGGGGAUGUCAGCGACUCUGCCGAACGUGGCUGAUUUGGCCACUUGGCUGGACGCAGCGCUCUACAUAACGCAGUUCCGGCCCAUCCCCCUCACCGAGUAUCUCAAGAUCAACUCUAGUGUGUACGACGCAGCUACGAUGGAGCUCAAGUACAACAUACAGCCAAUUGCGAAAUUUAAGUCUGACCCUGGUGAUGUUAUUCAUCUGUGUCUGGAGUCAUUGUUGUCCGGACAUUCUGUAGUUGUCUUCUGUCCCACCCGAAGCUGGUGUGAGACCUCUGCUCAGCAGAUAGCAGCGGAGUUUCGCAGAAUAGGUUACGAGAAGAGUGAGAUGGGCCGAGCAGUGAGAGAACAGCUGGACGGAGCGGCCAUCAGUGAUGUUUUGGAGCAACUCAAGCGAUGUCCCGCGGGUCUUGACACGUCCCUAGGACGAAGUGUGGCAUUUGGUGUAGCCUUCCACCACGCAGGUCUGACGAUGGAUGAGCGGGACAUUGUAGAAGGAGCGUUCCGCAGUUGUGUGCUGAGAGUGUUGGUGGCCACAUCUACUUUGUCCUCCGGAGUGAACCUGCCUGCGCGGAGAGUUUUGAUACGAUGUCCUCCGCGCAACAUGGGCUGUGACGUACGCAGCUAUCGACAGAUGGUGGGGCGAGCCGGCCGCAUGGGGAAAGAUACUGCCGGUGAGAGUUUUCUGAUCUGUUCUGGGGCGGAGAGACCUGUGGGUGAACAGCUGGUAAAGGCACAGCUGCCCCCAGUAGAGAGCAGUCUAGGGGUAGGGGACUUGUCCUCCAGUCUGAAGAGAGCAGUGUUGGAGGUUAUUGCGAGUGGCGUUGUGAGCACUUCAGAGGACGUAGAGCUCUACACAAACUGUACGUUCUUAGCAAGUUCAGCGACUGAGGAUAGUGAUAACUCGCUUGUCGACCCGCUAGCGUCUUGUGUGGAGUACUUGCAGACUAAUGAGUUCAUAAGAGUGUCUGGCAGCUCGCUCAGCCCUACUCCACUAGCCGAGGCGUGUCUCAGCGCGUCCCUGCCCCCUGACCAGGGGCUGAAACUGCUCAAAGAGCUUCACCGAGCUCGGCAGUGCUUCGUGCUGGAAACUGAACUGCAUGUGAUCUAUCAGGUCACACCGUAUUCCGUGAGUGAUCAGUGGGGACAGCUGGAUUGGUUGAGAGUCCUCUCUCUCUGGGAGGAUCUGCCUGUCAGUAUGAAGAGAGUGGGGGAACUGGUGGGGGUGGAAGAGAGGUUCCUGGUGGGCGCAGUGCGGGGGACUCUUAACAUGAAGAACAAUGGACAGAAGCUGUCAAUACACCGGAGGUUCUACACAGCUCUAGCUCUACAAGAUCUGGUCAAUGAGGUUCCUCUGCCACAAGUUGCCGUCAAGUUUGCUUGCUCCAAGGGAGUGUUACAGUCACUUCAACAGUCAGCUUCUACAUUUGCUGGCAUGGUGACUCAGUUCACUCGGCGACUGGGCUGGUCCAACGUGGAGUUGUUGGUGUCACAGUUUGGUGCUCGACUACAGUUUGGUGCUCAACGGGAACUACUAGACCUGCUGCGGCUGGACUGCCUGACUGCCUUGCAGGCUAGAGCACUGUACAACAAUGGCAUACAGGCCCUGUCUGACCUGGCUACAGCUACUGUGGGCAAAGUGCAGCGAGCCCUGGCUAGGGCCACACCCUUCCUCAGUGAGCAGGACGGGGAAGGUGAGGAGAGUGACACAGACAAAUGUAGGAUCUGGUUGGUCGGCCGAUGUGCCGUCACCGAGACACAGGCAGCUGAGAUACUGGUACACGAGGCUAGGCAAUAUCUUGAGAGAGAAUUGGGACUGCAGAGUGCAAAUUGGGGAGAUUUAAAUGCUUCUGAGAUCAGCUCUGUUUCUGAAAAAUCUCUGACCCAAGUUUUAGAUACCCCCUUUAAAUGUAUUGGGCAAGAAAUAAAAAUAUGUAGUGAAAAAGAAAAUGAAAAAGUAAUGACAAAUAAACUCAAUACAUCAGUGGGAGAAAAUAAAGAGAAUGAAAUUAAUAACUCAACAAAAACAAACAACGAUGUUGUAUCAAAAACUAAUCUUACUAAAUGCCCAUCAAAUAUUGAUUUUGAAACUAAUGGAAAAACAAACACAACAAGCCAUGAAACUCAAAACUUAAAACAAGAAAGUAAAGGAUCAGAAGAUGGAAAUUCAAAUACUAAUGUGGAGACAGUCAGAAGUAAUAGUACUCCAAUUAAUAAUAGUUGUACAAGAAAAAGGGGAAGUUUAGAUCUGUUUGACUCUCCGGAUCAAGGCGACAAUCUUGAUGACCAACUUAACUGUUCCAAGAUAAAUACUGUCCGGGGAAAUAUUCAUUUGAAAGAUUGCACUACAGUUAUCACUCCAAAAAUUCUUCCACGAGAAAUGAAAUCAAAGAAGCCUACGAAGUCAAUAGGUGCUUUAGAGCAUGAUUCAUUAAUAAGAAAACAAGGGCCGGAAGAUAUUUUAGUCCGAUCAAAUGCUGUAUCAGAUUUAGUAAUAGAUGAACAGCCUGAUAAAAAUGAAGCCGUAUUUUUAGACUCACCAAAAACAACUGACGUCAAUGAUGCUUUGUUGGAAAAAAUGGAUGCAAAUCUUGGGGGAGAAAGUCUGUUGGAAAUGUCGUCUUUUGUCCCGGAAACAUGUGAAGAUGAAUGUGUCCACCCAGAAAGUGAAGGUCAAAAUCUUGUUGAUCUGUGGAAUACAAAUGGAGAAGGUGACUCUUUGAUGUUAGGGAUAUCAUCACUUGUUGCUUUAACUGACGACAGGAAAAGAAAACAUAGUAUUGAAGAUGUAAAUGUUAGUAAAAAAAUUAAAGUUUCAACGCCCAAAAAUUGUGACCAAGUAAGUGAGAUACCGGUAUUGAAUGAAGUUAAAGUUUCCAAACAUAUGAAAUCAAAAUUACAACUCAUUAAAACGUCUACUCCAACCCUUUCACAAAGCCUUGUUGAUAGUUCUAGUCCAGGGAGUCCAAUAGUUGAUAAACAGACUGACACAAGAAUUAAUAAUGAUAGUUGUGACGACUUAUUUGUGAAUUCAAAUGAAUGUUUGGUGAAUGACAUAAAUAUGAAUUGUGAAAAUAAUCUCAGUGAUCACAAAAGUGCUUCAUUUGAACUUAGGGUAUCUGCCGAGUUUUCUGAACAUGGAUCAUUUUCGGAAUAUAAUGCAAACAUAGAUAGCAACAUAUUCAAUGACUUAGACGACUGUUCAAGUAAAGAGAAUAAUUCAACAACAUCCAGUAUUAUGGAAAACAUUGAAAAUAAACAAAAUUUCUUCGGUUUAGAGAAGUCAAACUUACAGAUUGCAGGAAAAGACAAUAAUACGUCAAUCAAAUGUAAAGCAAUGAAACAAAAUGAAAAGCAUGAUCAAGAAAUAUGUUCAGAUAAAUCUAAAUGUGUAAAUAAUGAUGUGAACAACAGUUUAUUUGAAGAUAGUUUCAUGAUUGAUUCUAAAUUAAAUGAUAUCAUCAACCUUAGAUCAGACACAAAAACAAAAAUAAACACACAGGAAAAUAACAAAAACUAUUCAAAACAAAUUGAAAUCAGUGAAUUUGAUAUCAACACUCAGAUUUGCAACAUAAUGGAUAAUGUUGAAACAGGAAAUAAUUAUAUAAACAUCGUCGGAGAACCCACAAAUGGAAAACUUAAGUGGACCGAAUCAAUGGAAAUGAAAGAGAUUCAGAAUUUGAUGUUUGAUGAUGAAGAAACAAUCUUCGGUACUCCAGUAUCUCAUCAAAAGUCAAUUUUGUUUAAGAAGCCUGGUAGAAAUAAGACAAGAAGAGAACAACCAUUUCAUGUGAAAAACAACGAAUCCCAAGAUGAUCCAGCUAAAGUAUUAUGUACAGAACUUUUCAAACAUCCUCGUAAAGGAAAGGAUUCAAAAGCAAUUAAGACUUCCAGCGUAAUACCGGUCUCAAAACAGUCACACGAUUGCAUUACAAUACCUUCCAGUGAGGAAACCAUAAUUGAGUCUAGUCUAGAGGUGAAACAAACCAAAAACAAACAAUCGACUUUUGAUGAAAAUUGUUCCAUAACCGAUAGUUUGCUCAAAAAAGCAUUUGAAAGUUCAUUUAAUUUGGAAUCCAAAGAAGAGAAAACAUCAAAUCCAGUGACACCUAAAAAAAUCAUCGGAGAAAGAACUCAGAAUGUUGAUUCUCAGACUUUAAACGAGACCAAAUCCCAAGUUGAGAUAGUGACUGUGGACAAUGCGAGGUCCAGACGAGAGUUUUCAGCGGAAAUACUCAAGCGUAAAUGUGUCUCCUUGGUGAUUACCACUCAGACUGAAGAGAAGACGGGAAAGAUCGGAAAGAGGUUUGUCAACAAGAAGUCAGAACCAAACUACGCCUAUUGUUACCAGGGUGUUGCGAUCACGUCUGCUGUGAUAUGUUGCGGCAGUGAAAAGAUGUAUGUCGUUCCUUUGGACCAGAAGCAUGGUGUUCUAAACCUCUCAGCUCUCAAAGAGAUGUUGGGCCGCAAAGACUUGGUUGUAUGUUGCUGGGAUGUCAAACGUUCGCUGUUGCUGUUGCUUCAGUGCUGCCAACUGCAGUGUGAGGCUAGACUCAGUGAUCCUACGGUCGCCGAGUGGUUGCUGAAACCCCAUCAACAAACACCUACCCUCAAACAAAUGGCUCGCUCGUAUGGCGUGUCCGCACCUCAGUGUUCUCUGGAGGCUGGGUUUACCGCGUUGCUUGUGCUGCAACUUUGCUCUCUACUCAGGACAAAACUGAAGCAAUGUGGACACUACAAAUCAUACACAGGCAACACCUCUUUUACUUGCUACCAGGAGCCCCACCCCCAGGAUGCUGGAGGUGCAGGAGUAGGGAAACUGUCGGAAGGUAGUGGUUCAAGUACUCGUGGAACCAACACCCCGACACCUCCAAGAGAAGUAGAGAUGCCUACACAGAGGGUGCUGGCAGAGCUGGAGUGGGAGGGAGUGGCGUGGGACAGAGAGUACGCAGAACUGCUCUGGACAGCCACAGAGGAGAAGAUGACGGAACUGCAGAACAACUUGUACACUCUGUGUGGCAAGAAGUUCAACCUGCGCUCCCGCACUGACCUGGCUAAGGCAAAGAAGAUGGUAAAGGAAACAUCCGAAGAUGGACUAGAUCAUUUUAACAGCAUUCUUCGAUCUUGGAGGGUUUUGAAUUCUUUGAAAACAAGGAACAUGUCAGGUCUGCUGAUGUUGGAAGGAGAUCGUAUCAGAGGAUGUUGGGACUCUCACUCUGUGACAGGUCGCAUCUCCAUGCAGGAGCCCAGCCUUCAACACACACCUCGAGACAUUGUCAUUGAUGAUCAGGUCUUCAGUCCACGAUCUGCCUUUAUAGCCAGCUCAGGUAAUAUCCUGGUGUCAGCUGACUUCAGUCAACUAGAGCUGAGGCUACUCGCACAUUUCUCUCAGGACUCGGCUCUACUAGAAGCUUUCAACAAGACAGGAGAUGUGUUCACGGCCAUUGCAGCCGAGUGGAACAACUUACCAGAGGAACAGGUGGGAGCAGAACUAAGACACCGUACGAAACAGCUGUGUUACGGCAUGAUCUACGGUAUGGGGAUGACCACGCUGGCUGAGGAGAUGGGGGUGGAGGAGGGGAAGGCGGAGGAGAUGGUGAACAGUUUCCAUCAGUCGUACCCUGGACUGCAGACGUAUGUGAGUCAGUGUGUAGCGGCUUGUAGAGCCACAGCGUCUUGUCAUGUCACUACACUACUGGGGCGACGUCGCUACCUUCCAGACAUCAACAGUGCCAAUAAGGCUCUUAGAGCUCAAGCAGAGCGACAGGCAGUAAACACUACUAUUCAAGGAUCAGCUGCAGACAUUGCCAAGACAGCGAUGUUGCGAGUGAGACAAGCAGCUCGAGACUGCGGCUUGGUGGCUCGGCUCAUCAUACAUCUGCACGACGAACUCAUCUACGAGGUUGCUCAACCAGAUGUAAACGAUUUCGUAAGAGUUCUACGCAAGGGAAUGGAAGGAGCUGUGACUUUAUCUGUCCCUCUUCCUGUGAAGGUCAAGAAAGGUCAUUCAUGGGGUCAGCUGGAACUUGUAGACUGAAUUUGUGAUCUUUGUAUUUAUA